AUGCCUCAAGUUGUUUCGAAACAGACCCCGGAGGAACGGCGCAGGGGCGAGCUGGCGCUCAGCGAAUUUACCGACUAUGUAACCAGGGAACAAUUGCGCCGCGCUGAAGCCUCUGCUGCUCCUAGUGACAGCGGAUAUGGCACCACAACUUCUUCUAUUGUGGCUGAAGAACAUGCCGAGCUUGAUAUCCUUGAUCAGCUUGGUCUAAGCGAUGCCCCAAGUCUAGCCAAACUGAAAGAUAUCCUCCUCGGGACGUCCCCAGAUGAGGAGGACAGCCUCCAUACUCUUGCAGGAGUGAUUCAAAGGCGCAUUGAUGAAGGCCAAGGAGAGACGUUGUUCGAGCUGGGCAUUGAAGACAAUGGGGAUACCAUGAACCUUACACGAGCUGAGUGGGAUACUGCGCUCGAACGCCUCCGGGAAGCAGCGAAUACCGUCCCUGCUCACUGCCGCGUGCUUCUGACAUACAAUGUUGACGGACCUGAAGAAGCAAAGACACGAAUCGAGAGAAUGAAAGGAUGCUGCGGCAAGGUCUUGAUCCGCCAGGUUCCGGAUCGGAUCGAGGAGGUCAUUGAGACUAGGAUUGCUGUUGUAGGAAAUGUUGAUGCUGGGAAGAGCACCCUGCUAGGUGUUCUGGUCAAAGGAAGCCUUGAUGAUGGCCGUGGCAAGGCACGUGUCAACCUGUUCCGACACAAGCACGAAAUUGAAACCGGUAGAACCAGCUCUGUCGGCAUGGAAAUUAUGGGAUUUGACGCGGGAGGCGAGAUUGUCAGCAGUGACAAAGGUCGUAAGCUAUCGUGGGAGGAAGUUGGCAAGAAAUCGGCCAAGAUUAUCUCUUUCUCUGAUCUUGCAGGCCACGAGCGGUACUUACGGACCACUGUCUUUGGAAUGUUGAGUAGCAGCCCCAACUACUGCUUACUGAUGGUGGCAGCCAACAACGGUUUAGUUGGUAUGAGCAAGGAACAUUUGGGAAUUGCGCUGGCGCUGAAUGUUCCUGUGAUGGUGGUCAUUACUAAAAUUGACAUUUGUCCUCCCCAGAUUCUCCAGGAGACUAUCACUCAGCUCAAACGGAUCCUUAAAUCGCCGGGCGCGCGAAAAAUCCCCAUCUUCAUCAAGGAUAUGGAUGAGACAGUCAACACAGCCACUCAGUUUGUUAGUCAGCGUAUCUGUCCUAUCUUCCAGGUUUCCAACGUUACCGGCGAGGGUCUCGAUUAUGUCCGCACAUUCCUCAAUAUCCUACCUCAUUAUGGCCACUACAACUCCGAGGCGCCAUUCGAGUUCUUGGUCAACGACCACUUCUCAGUGCCUUUCGUCGGUACCGUGGUCUCUGGUGUUGUGAAAUCGGGGGUUGUGCACGCAGGAGAUACGGUGCAGAUUGGACCCGACUCGCUAGGCCAGUUCAUAACAACGACUAUCAAAUCGAUUGAGCGGAAACGGAUUCCCGUCAAUGCAUGCUCUGCAGGACAGUCUGCUUCGUUUGCUCUGAAGCGCGUACGGCGAAGAGAGGUUCGCAAGGGGAUGGUAGUAAUGGCGAAGAUGGAGACUGCGCCGCCAAAAGUCUAUCGUGAGUUUGUCGCUGAAGUGCUUAUCUUGUCGCAUGCCACCACUAUCCGCCCCAAGUAUCAAGCCAUGCUGCACGUUGGAGCAGUCCGCCAGACAUGCGCGAUAAUCGACAUCGACCGUGCUUACAUCCGGACUGGGGACCGAGCACUGGUGGCAUUCCGCUUCAUUCAGCGCCCAGAGUUCCUGUCCCCAGGCGACAGGAUAUUGUUCCGUGAAGGCCGCACCAAGGGUCUGGGGAUUGUGAAGAGCGUGGGCUAUGACCCUAGUCAUCCCCUGAACCCAGACGCUACUGGUACUACUGCUGACGCUGCUGGCACAAUGGCGUUGAAGCUGUUUAUAAGGUCCAGCACUCUGCGUGGCUACCAACAUCAAUCAAUCAUCCAACUAAAUCUAGUCGUCGAGAAUGCCUCGAAAGCCAUCUGGGGCGAACAGAACAGACAGGAUGGAAACGCCAGUCAGGCCACAGCAAGCAGCAGCCAAAACAAGGGCAUGACUGGCUUUGACCCCGUCGACAAGGUCGUCGAUGCAGGCAAGAAGGCAAUCUGGGGAGAAAGCGUCGAUCAAUCGUCGACAUCGCAUGGGGAGGAGCCGGUGGCUGGGAAGAGAGGACUGGGCACGGCGACAGACCCGUACGAUGCUGGAAAUCGAGAUGAGCAACCCGGUGCUCCGCCCGUCGAAGCCGGGGGUCUCACUGCCACCGAGCAACGAAAUGUUGGAACAACACCACCCUCAAGCUUGAACAAGAACGGCAGCAGCUCUGUCACUGCUGCUGGUGCCACAAACCUGAAGACGACGGCCACCGGUCUGAGGCCUGAUCCUUCAACCGUUUCUUCGUCGGGAGCAUUUGCUGAGGCUGGAUCGGGUCAGUCGUUGAAGCAUACUGUCUCGCCAUUGGAGGAGGAAACUCAAAAUCUGGCCAGGGAUCUGCAAGAUGUCAAAGCCAACGAGACCACAGCUCCAGCACCAGAGACAUCAACAGCAACCCCAGCGGUAGCCGGAGGAACAGCUUCACGCAAUCAGACCGCCACCAAACAUACUAAAAAUGAUAGCCAGUCUUCUUCUGCUUCAGGCGGUUCGUCCAGCAAUAAGCAAGCGGGACAGAAGAGCAAGACUACGACAUUGGAGAAGAUGAAGAACAAGCUCCAUAUCGGGAAUCAUUCUCCAAAGGCCUCCAGAUAA
Molecule: messenger RNA, 2739 nt
Organism: Talaromyces atroroseus
Lineage: Eukaryota; Fungi; Ascomycota; Eurotiomycetes; Eurotiales; Trichocomaceae
Exons: 8
Coding region: 1-2739 (912 amino acids)
Biological process (GO): translational elongation
Molecular function (GO): GTP binding; translation elongation factor activity; GTPase activity
Source: RefSeq, a predicted model, not a curated record